AAAACUAUCUACCUUCAAUGCCUACAUGGACAAACUUGGCUGUGACACAGUGAAAAUGUGGCGAGAUAUUGAAGACAUAAUUAUCAAGACCUUGAUUACUGCUCACCCUAUAAUUAAGCACAACUAUCACACCUGCUUCCCCAACCACAUCAUGAAUAGCGCCUGCUUUGAAAUUUUGGGCUUUGAUAUUCUACUGGACAGAAAACUUAAACCCUGGCUUCUGGAGGUCAAUCACUCUCCAAGUUUCUCCACUGACUCAAGGUUAGACAGAGAAGUCAAAGACAGUCUGCUUUAUGACACCCUUGUCCUAAUCAACCUGGGAGCCUGUGAAAAGAAGAAAGUACAAGAUGAAGCACGGCGGAGGGCAAAAUUUCUGCAGCAUGUCCGUUCUAGGGAGAUCAGGAUUGAGGAAUUAAAGAACUACCAGGCUGGGUGGCUGGAGAAAAUUGAACGUUAUGAGAAAGAAAAAAGUGGCGGCUUCCGGAGGAUUUAUCCAGAAUUGGGGUCUGAAAAGUAUCAGAAGUAUUUUCAUCACAGCAAUUCACUCUUUCAAAACACAGUGGCCUCCAGAGCCCGGGAAGUACACACCCG
This is a messenger RNA of Gracilinanus agilis (Agile Gracile Mouse Opossum), 591 nucleotides long. Its product is annotated as tubulin polyglutamylase TTLL6-like. Gene Ontology annotation, biological process: microtubule cytoskeleton organization; protein polyglutamylation. Gene Ontology annotation, molecular function: tubulin-glutamic acid ligase activity; tubulin binding. Gene Ontology annotation, cellular component: cilium. The annotation marks the transcript as partial. Lineage: Eukaryota; Metazoa; Chordata; Mammalia; Didelphimorphia; Didelphidae. The record is from RefSeq and is a predicted model, not a curated record. The transcript is spliced from 3 exons.